Molecule: messenger RNA, 1297 nt
Organism: Sitodiplosis mosellana (orange wheat blossom midge)
Lineage: Eukaryota; Metazoa; Arthropoda; Insecta; Diptera; Cecidomyiidae
Product: zinc finger protein 14-like
Exons: 2
Coding region: 149-1213 (354 amino acids)
Biological process (GO): regulation of transcription by RNA polymerase II
Molecular function (GO): RNA polymerase II cis-regulatory region sequence-specific DNA binding; DNA-binding transcription factor activity
Source: RefSeq, a predicted model, not a curated record
AUUUCGUGUAUUAUUCUUGAUGAAGCCAAAUCGUAUGCUUUCCCUAUUGGAUUUGCGUGUCCCUAAAACAAAAGAAAUUCUAAAAAAAAACAGUUAUUAAAUUCUGAGUGAGCAAUUCCAGACGACAAAAUAUUGGAUCGAAUAAAAAAUGAGCGCCGAAAUUCCAUUUGGGACCAAAUGUUGUGUUAAAACAUGUGAAAAUAUCCUGAGUCCAACUAGCUUGGUUGAAUUCCAUCGAUUUCCAACUGAUUUAAAAGCUCGAAAGGCGUGGUGUGAUGCAAUAAACAUGGAUGUAAAGGGGAUUAAAAAGAAACAUGCCAUUUGCGACGCUCAUUUCCCCGCAUACAUGUUCACAGUGAAUGUCAGCAAAGAACUCAAUGACUGGGCCGUACCGAAACUGGACCUGAACGAUGGUUGUGAAACUGAAAUUGAAUACGUUGUGCCGGACGAUGAGACAACAACAGAAGUGUUUCUUGAAAUUCAAUGCGUCAAACAGAUCGAAUACUCAUGCGAUAUUUGCGACAAAAAGUUCACAUCUCGAGAUGAUCGUAACACACACAUUGGUGACCAUUUCAAAACGUACACCUGCUCUACGUGUGGCGAAAUAUUGGUCGGCGAUCGUCAGUUCGAGCAUCAUCGUUUGAGCAACAAGUGUGUUGCUAAAACGAAACUUGACAAUAUCACAUAUGAAUGCUUUGUGUGUCACAAGACCACAUUUUUCUCCGUACGCUCACUCAAACUGCACGUCAAUCGAUUCCACGAGGAGAAGAAGAAAGGCAACGUUGCAAAUAUUUGCGAAUACUGUCACAAGUCAUUUUCCAAUGUUUACAUCAUGAAAUCGCACAUCAAUCAAAUCCACUUGGAGAAGCAGCGGUUUGAGUGCAAGGAUUGUGGCAAAGUGUUCAAUCGUCCGUCAAAUCUGCAAUGGCAUCAACUGAUUCAUCAGAAUCAACUACCGUGCACAUGCAAAGUCUGCGGCAAAUCAUUCCGCACCCUUUCUGGACUGAAUCUCCACAAGCGCACACACACUGGUGAGAAGCCAUAUAAAUGCGAUAUUUGCAAUGAGAAAUCGUACGCGUACAACACAGAUCUGAAACGCCACAAACGAUCAGCACACGGAAUCAUCGAUAAAGUAUUCAAUUGUACAAAGUGUUCAAAGGUUUUCUAUGAACCGAAAUUUCUACGAAAACAUAUGCAAAAGGUUCAUGACUGAAUUUUUUGUCUUUCCUGAUAUGACUGCCACUGGCUGAAAAAUAGUUUAAUGAAUAAAUCCGACUCAUGAACGUUCCUAUGGAAA